GGGGGGCGGGGGCCGGAAGAGGAAGCGGGGGAAUAAGGCGGAGGGGGGCAAUCAUGGCGGCGGCCUUCGAGCAGAUGCGUGCCAACGUGACGGUGCUGCUGAGGGGCAUCGACCGGUACAACCCAGAGAACCUGGGAACGCUGGAGCGCUACGUGGAGACACAGGCGCAGGAGAACGCCUACGACCUGGAGGCUAACUUGGCGGUUCUGAAACUGUACCAGUUCAACCCGGCCUACUUCCAGACGUCCGUGACAGCACAGAUCCUGCUGAAGGCACUCACCAACCUCCCGCACACCGACUUUACGCUCUGCAAGUGCCUCAUCGACCAGGUCCAUCAGUUGGAAGACAAGCAGCUGGGAAGGAUCCUGCUUCUUGGAGAGCUCCUGGAGACCUGCCGCUUUCAGAACUUCUGGACGGAACUGGACGAAACACUGGUCGAUGGAAUCACCGGAUUUGAAGACUCCAUUAGAAAAUUCAUCUGCCACGUGGUCGGGAUCACGUACCAGCGCAUCGGCAAGCGAUUGCUCUCGGACAUGCUCGGCGGACUCACAGACGGCCAACUCAAUGUGUGGAUGAGCAAGUAUGGCUGGAACGAGGGAGAGCCAGGGACCAUCUACAUCGCGAACCAGGAGGAGACGGUGAAGCCCAAGAACAUCGUGGAGAAGAUCGACUUUGAGAGUGUUGCAAGCAUCAUGGCCUCGAUAAAGUGAGACUCACCACAUCUGCAGAUGUAGACUCAAAGCCCAGUUCUGUGGAAUUUAAGCAUUCCGAUAAAACAAAACAUCACAACUGCUUUUCCAGCUUGUUAAAUCUCGACAUCUGAAACGUGGUUACCGUUCAUCUAUCCGAUGGACCAACUUUGUGCUUGUUCAAAUGGCUGUUGCUUGCGUGAAUUAACGUUGUAUGCAAUUGCCGUUAUUUAUAUAGAUCGGAGGUCACAGAUGAUGUUGGAAUUCAAGCGUAAUCUCAUCCCCAUCGUCUCAAGAGUUCAUUCUUAGCUCUACCAAAACACAUCAGCAAGAACUUUGUACAAAACAAUGCAUUGUACACUCAGAUGGCUAAAAGCUUCGUGUUCAUUUCAUACAAAUAAACUUGACCGUCUUCUG
Messenger RNA from Lethenteron reissneri (Far Eastern brook lamprey), 1106 nucleotides. It is a transcript of the gene EIF3K, whose product is annotated as eukaryotic translation initiation factor 3 subunit K. Gene Ontology annotation, molecular function: ribosome binding; translation initiation factor activity. Gene Ontology annotation, biological process: regulation of translational initiation. The record is from RefSeq and is a predicted model, not a curated record. NCBI's taxonomy places the organism in Eukaryota, Metazoa, Chordata, Hyperoartia, Petromyzontiformes, Petromyzontidae. Gene Ontology annotation, cellular component: cytoplasm; eukaryotic translation initiation factor 3 complex.